GCUUUUUCAAACAAAUACAAAUCAUUCAAUGUUCGAGAUUAUACUGACAGCUGUUCAAGUGUAAAUCAAAAUUAUUGAAAUUGCAGGAUGUAACAGAGUUCAACUUUGAUAAUUAAUCAAAAGAUUUAAUAAUGAAAAAAUUAUUUUUGGUAUUGCUAUAUUUCAUAUGCUUAAAUUUAUUGCCGAUUGUUAAAUGUCGUGGUCCUCAUCAUCCACGGGGACAAAAAAUUGUCCAUCAGCAUACCCAUUAUCGACCUAGGCGUGAUAGUGGAGAUGCUUCAACAGAAAAUGAAAAUCCACCGAAAAUAACUCAAGAUGAACAACUUCUACAUGAUAAAGAGCACAUACGUGAAGAUCUAGAAGAAGCCAACAAUAAUCAUAUUGACUUAGAAUCAAUGACAGACGAAGAAUUGGAAUUCCAUUAUUUUCAAUUGCAUGAUUUCGACAAUAACACAAAAUUGGAUGGUUUGGAAAUAUUACAAGCAAUACAACAUACAGCACAUGCACAUGACGAAAAUACUGAAGAUAAUACUGAUGUUGAAAAUUCAAAUGAAAAUGAUUUGAACUAUUUUAUUGAAUUGAUUGAUCGAGUACUAGCUGAAGAUGAUAUGGAUCACGAUGGUUACUUAAGUUAUCCAGAAUAUGUGAUUGGUCGAAUGAAAGAUGGUGAAAGUCAAAUUAAAUAUUCAACAAAACCAAAUUCGUAG
Molecule: messenger RNA, 707 nt
Organism: Chrysoperla carnea
Lineage: Eukaryota; Metazoa; Arthropoda; Insecta; Neuroptera; Chrysopidae
Product: multiple coagulation factor deficiency protein 2 homolog
Exons: 5
Coding region: 132-707 (191 amino acids)
Source: RefSeq, a predicted model, not a curated record